AUGGAAUUCACAAGUACAAAUAAGAUCAAAUUUUUUAUCUGGCGUGCUACCAAGGACUAUCUUCCAACGAAAGUUCAGCUAGCAAAAAGAGCACAAGUUAAUGAUGUGUUAUGCCCACUAUGCCAUUCUGUCUCAGAAACCACUGAACACAUUUUGUAUAAAUGCCACUUGAGUCAAUUGGUUUUGUUCGGAUUGCCUCUUGGGAUCACGUCAACAAUUUGGAAUAUUCAAAUUUUAAUUGCUGGCUGGCAGUUCUUCUUGAAAUUCUUCCUCAAGAAACAUAUGCUGCUCUUCUUGUUAUGGUAUAUUUGGUAUGCUCGUCAUAAAGUUGUGUGGGACAAUAAUGAAUUUGAUCCUGCAGCAGUCAUCACCAGUGCGGUUAACGCAAUGCAGGAUUAUAAGGCUGCUUGGGUUACACAACUAACUGAUCAUCCAGCAGAAAUUGUGCAGCAGGUGCGUUGGAAGUGUCCGCCAAUAGAUUGGGUCAAGCUUAAUGUGGAUGGAUCAACAAAUGCAACAACGAACAAUGCAUGCAUGGGAGCAAUUGCACGGGACUGUUAUGGCUAA
Molecule: messenger RNA, 567 nt
Organism: Ricinus communis (castor bean)
Lineage: Eukaryota; Viridiplantae; Streptophyta; Magnoliopsida; Malpighiales; Euphorbiaceae
Exons: 1
Coding region: 1-567 (188 amino acids)
Source: RefSeq, a predicted model, not a curated record